Molecule: messenger RNA, 3468 nt
Organism: Diachasma alloeum
Lineage: Eukaryota; Metazoa; Arthropoda; Insecta; Hymenoptera; Braconidae
Gene: GCS2alpha
Product: neutral alpha-glucosidase AB
Exons: 4
Coding region: 38-2818 (926 amino acids)
Biological process (GO): carbohydrate metabolic process; N-glycan processing
Molecular function (GO): alpha-glucosidase activity; carbohydrate binding
Source: RefSeq, a predicted model, not a curated record
UCCCUGCUGCUCUCGCUGGAUACGGUCAUUCAUCGACAUGACUCUCUACGUGAGACUGGGAGUGUUACUCCUCUGUUUGAUGUUCUUCGCUGGCGCUGUUGAUAGAAACAACUUCAAGACCUGCGAGCAGAGUAGUUUUUGCAGACGAUGUCGUAAAGUCGAGGCUGGCAAAACCCCCUACGAAGUGGUCCCCAUGACAGUGACCCAAAAUGGCUCGACCCUCCAAGCAGACCUAUUCAACAAGGACACAGGAGUAAACUUCAUACUGCAGUUGACAGCCCUCAAAGAUAACAUCUUCCGCCUGCACAUAAAUGAAAAGAGCCCCCUGCACAAGCGUUACGAGGUGGAGAACGCCCUUCAGGACCACCCUCGCCAGGCCGAAUUGAACAUCGCCGAGUCUCAGUCAGACCACGUGACAGUGACAAGUGGCCCAAGCAAAGCAAUCAUCCACUUCUCGCCCUUCAGAGUGGAUCUCUACUCGGAUGACCACCUCGUCGUGUCAGCAAAUGCCAGAGGUCUCAUGAGAUUCGAGCACUUGCGAACAAAAACGGUGAAACAGCCUGACGACGACAGCAGCAACAACAAGAACCCUGAGGAGACCGAAGCGUCGAGCCCUGAGUACCCAGGGGAUGGCGCCGAGGACGAUCCAGGCGCAUGGGAGGAGAACUUCAAGUCUCACCAGGACUCAAAGCCCCACGGUCCAGAGGCGAUAGCCCUGGACUUCAGUUUCCCCGGUGCUGAGCACGCCUAUGGGAUCCCCCAACAUGCUGAUUCAUUCGCCCUGCGGUCGACCAAAGGAACAGACCCCUAUCGUCUCUACAAUCUCGACGUCUUCGAGUACGAGAUAAACGAGAGAAUGGCCCUGUACGGCUCAAUUCCAGUGCUCUACGCCCACGGCAAGGACCGAACAACCGGUGUAUUCUGGCACAACGCUGCUGAGACCUGGGUCGACAUUCUCUCAAGCGCCGACAACAACGUGGUGGAGAGUAUCGUGAACUUUGUCUCUGGCAGUGUAAAAAAACCCCAGGUUGACGCCCACUUCAUGUCGGAGUCCGGUGUGAUAGACGUGUUCUUCCUGCUGGGGCCCAAGCCCCUGGACGCCUUCAGGCAGUACACAAUUCUCACCGGAACAGCCCCACUCCCCCAGAUGUUCACCCUGGGUUACCACCAGUCGAGGUGGAACUACAACGACCAAGAGGACGUGGCCCAAAUAGCCGACAAGUUUGACUUCCACGACAUUCCAAUGGACACCAUCUGGCUGGACAUUGAAUGGACAGACAACAAGAAGUACUUCAUCUGGGACUCGCGAAAGUUCCCAAAUCCCCUCGAAAUGGUCCAGAACCUGACGAGCAAAGGGCGAAAGCUCAUUGUCAUAAUAGAUCCUCACAUAAAGCGCGACAGCACUUACUACGUUCAUAACGACGCCACUGCCAACAACUACUACGUUAAACACGCCGACGGCAAGGACUACGAGGGCUGGUGCUGGCCAGGCGCCUCCUCCUACCUGGACUUCUUCGAUCCAAAAGUGCGGGAAUACUUCGGAGAACAAUAUUCCGUGGAAAAAUUCCAGGGGACCACCAAUGACGUCUACAUAUGGAACGACAUGAACGAGCCGAGUGUCUUCAAUGGGCCCGAGAUAACCAUGCCCAAAGACUUGAUUCAUUACGGUGGCUGGGAGCACCGAGACGUCCACAAUCUCAACUGCAUGAUGUACACACAGGUGACUUACGACGCUCUCUACAAGAGAUCUGGUGGAACAUUGAGGCCCUUCGUCCUGACGAGAGGCCACUUCGCUGGCUCCCAGAGGUCAGCUGCUGUUUGGACUGGGGAUAAUGCUGCUGAGUGGGAGCACUUGAGGAUCAGUUAUCCCAUGUGUCUGUCGGCUGGAGUUGCUGGCAUGUCCUUCUGCGGGGCCGACGUCGGGGGCUUCUUCAAGAAUCCCGACGCAGAGUUGUUCAUAAGGUGGAAUCAGGCUGGAGCUUGGCUGGCCUUCUUCAGACAGCACUCGCACAUUGAUACCAAACGCAGGGAGCCCUGGACGUUCAACGAUGAAACCACUCAGAUUGUCAGGGAUGCGAUAAGAAUACGGUAUUCGUAUUUGCCUUAUUGGUAUACGCUGUUUAGGGAGCACCAGGUCAGUGGGUAUCCUGUUAUGAGACCACUGUGGGCGCAUUAUUCGGGAGAGACGGAGACCUUUGCCGUUGAUGAUCAUCUGCUGGUGGGCGAUGCCAUUCUUGUCAGGCCUGUGUUUGAACCUUCGGUUACGGAGGUGUCGGUUUACUUCCCGGGGGAGGGAAGAGACACUUGGUAUGAUGUGGACACUAUGCAGGAGCACAAAACACCUGGGGCAACCAGGAUUCCUGUGACUUUGCAUAAGAUUCCGGUCUAUCAGAGGGGUGGCACCAUUGUACCGAGAAAAAUGAGGAUCAGGAGGAGCACUGCUGCUAUGAAGAAUGAUCCUUAUACACUUGUGGUCAUCGCUGAUGCCGAGGGAAAUGCCAGUGGGAAACUCUACAUUGACGAUGAGUCGAGCUUUGAGUAUCGUCAUGGAAAGUACGUUUAUUUGAGGCUCAGUUUCGAUGGGAAGGUACUCAAGAGUGGGUAUAUUGAUAAUCUGGCUAAUUUGGAGACUGCCAGCUGGCUGGAGAGAGUUGAUAUUGCUAAUCCACCGAAAGGAGUCAAGUCUGCCAAGCUUACUUCACAGAAUCGUGGAACUGUGAAUUUAGAGGCCAAAUACAAUACCAACAACAAUGUAUUGACAUUACGUAAACCAGGUGUAAAUAUGGGUGAAGAGUGGUCCAUUGAACUCGUGAAUUAACUGCAAUUUCAUUAAUUAAAUUUUUAGACGUAUUUUUCCAGUUGUAAACAUCAAUUUGCUGACAACAAAGUCAAUGUGCGCUUUUUCGUUCUUUUUUUUCUUCUGUUCAUUUAUGCAAAAAAAAUAGAUUAUCUUACUUUGGAGGGUUCAGUGGCAAUUGUGAUAAGAUUUUUCAUCAAUAUCGUAAACAAAAUAAUAAUAAUGACAAUGAUAGACAACGAGAACUUUUAUUAUCUUCAUAAACGUUCGGUGGGGGCUUGUUUGUGAGCCAAAUAUAAAAAGACAAUUGAUGAUAGUGCUGAUACUAAAAAUAUAACGUCGAACCAUCGAUGAUAAAAGUUGAAUUGAAGAUCACCGAGUACUUGGGUUAUUAUCAUUCUGUACUCGGCUGGCAUGUUCAUUCGCAUCAGUAGGACUGACGAGACAAAGUACAUUCCCUGAUGAAAAAUUUUCAAUUUAAUGAAACGAAAUAAAACGGAAAAUUGAUAAGAAUUUUUUUUAAUUACCAUUAUCUGGGCAAGUAUCAUCACUAUAAUGUUGGAAGACUUGCUGCUGGAUAUGGCGUAAAAAAACUGAAAUUAAAAAUAAAAGUCACUGAUUAAUAUACUCUGUAAUAAUCUGCUGUUGUCAAUACAAAUAUUGAUGAUGAA